AGCUGAGCCCCAGCUACGGUGGCAGCAAGAGGGGAUCCUGGAGUGUGUGAAGAGGUGAGCAGCCAGCUGGGCUCGUCGGUGCUGAGCAGGUAGCCCUGCAGCCAGAGAUCCUCACCUUCCCUCCCACCGGGGCUGGGCCAGGGCACCCUGAGUCUGAAGAGCAGCAGGUGGGGUGGGGGGGGCUCUCCAGGUCCUCGGCCGCCAGCAUGUUGGGGGUGAGGACGGUGACCACGAACUGAUCCACCUCGGCCACCAGCUGUGACGCGAAGCCCAGAGAGGGGGCCGUGUUCUCCGCGCUGCCCCGCAGCCGCGCCGCCACCUGGAAGUACUCACACUCCGUGUCACCCAGCAGCUCCACCUGCAUGGGGACAGAGGCGCAGCUGGGCCAGGGCUCGGCUGCCGUGUGCUGGUAGCAGAUCCCUUGUUUGGGGGGAAGCCCAGUGCUGGGGGAGCAGGGGGUAUGAGUGGGGGGGGCACUGGUGGGCAGGAGGGGAAACUCUUGUCUGGGGUGGGGGGCAGCCACAAAAUUUUUUGCUUGGGGCAGCAAAAAACCUAGAGCCGGCCCUGCCUCCUGGGUGGGGGGAGGGAGAGGUAGGGUGUGAUAAACCUGCUGAUUUUCUGAGUAGGUCCAUUGCCAGCAAAGGGGAGAGGGACAUUCGCCUAUUUCGAAAACAGGACAUAAGCCCCUGUACAGUGCUGGACCCUGAACCCACUGGCCAGAGGCUGCUGUGAAAUAUGCAGGGAAGCUGUCGGGAUUCCUGUCCCUGUCCCUGGCUCAGAGCUCUGCUUCCCGGAUCAGCCUGUGGCUGGCAGAUGCCGGUGACCUUCGAGGAGGUGGCUGUGUAUUUCACCCAGGAGCAGGGGGCUCUGCUGGACCCCAUUCAGAGAGCCCUCUACAGGGAUGUCAUGCAUCAGAACUACGAGAUGGUGACCUCACUGGGAUUUCCCAUUCCCAAACCUGACCUGAUCGCACAGCUGGAACGAGGGGAAGAGCCGUGGGUACCCGAUCUCCAGGCCGGUGAGGAAAGAGAGGUCCUGAGAUGCACCUGCACAGCAGGUGCUGAGAGAGUCGGUGAGAAGGAGGAGGGGAAUCAUCAUGAGAAAGAUCCUGAGGAAGUGGAACUACAAUGCACAUUUAUGGGAAGAGCUGAAGGGAAUUUUUCCCAGUGCUGGGAAGAGGGAAAAGCCUGGGGAAAUUGGCACAGGUUAGAGAGGCUGAUGGGAAACCACCCAGGGAAGGAAGUGGAUGAAUCUAUUAACUGUGGGGGUGGAGACAAGGGUCCCACAGCCCAGUGGACAAAUUCCAAGGAAGAAAAACCCUACCACUGCCUGCAGUGUGGGAAAGGAUUCACUGUGAGACCACAGCUUGUUUUAAAUCAGACAAUCCAUGCGGGAGAGAACCCCCUUCAAUGCUUGGUCCCUGGGAAAAUCUUCAGUAUCUGCUCAGACGUUAAUAACCAUGGGAAAAGCCACAUAGGAGAGAAAUCCUAUCGAUGCCUCGAGGGUGGGAACUGUUUGAAUUCAGCACUAAUUACACAUCAGAUAAACCACACAGGAGAGAGACCCCAAAAGUGCUUGAGCUGUAUGAAAAGUUUAGGAAAAGCAUCAGCCCUUGUUAAACAUCAGGCAUUACACACAGGAGAGAGAACUCAUAAGUGCUUAGACUGUGGGAAAAGUUACAUAAGUAGGUCAGAUCUUCUUAGACAUCAGGCAAUCCACACAGGAGAGAGACCCCAUAAGUGCUUAGACUGUGGAAAGAGUUUCACACAGCGAUCAUAUCUUUUAACACAUCAGAGGAUCCACACAGGAGAGAGACCGCAUAAGUGCUUGGACUGUGGGAAAAACUUCAUAUGGAGGUCAGAGCUUGCUAAACAUCAGAGAAUCCACACAGGAGAGCGACCCCAUAAGUGCUCAGACUGUGGGAAAAGUUACACACGGCGUUCAGACCUUGUUAGGCAUCAGGCAAUCCACGUAGGAGAGAAACCCCAUAAGUGCUUAGACUGUGGAAAAAGCUUCAUACGGAGAUCAGAACUUGUUAAUCAUCAGGCGAUCCACACAGGAGACAGACCCCACAAGUGCUUGGACUGUGGGAAAAGUUACAUAUGUAGGUCAGAUCUUCUUAGACAUCAGGCAAUCCACACAGGAGAGAGACCCCAUAAUUGCUUAGACUGUGGAAAGAGUUUCACACAACGAUCAUAUCUUAUAACACAUCAGAGGAUCCACACAAGAGAGAGUCCCCAUAAGUGCUUGGACUGUGGGAAAUGUUUCAUACAGAGGCCAGACCUUAUUAAACAUCAGGCAAGCCACACAAGAGAGAGACCACAUAGGUGUAUGGACUGUGGAAAAAGUUUCAUACGGAGAUCAGACCUUGUUAGACAUCAGGCUAUCCACAUAGGAGAGAGACCCCACAAGUGUAUAGUCUGCGGGAAAGGUUUCUUGCGUAGGUCACACCUUGUUAGACAUCAGAGAAUCCACACAGACAAGAGACCCGACAAGUGCUUAGACUGUGGGAAAUGUUACAUACAGAGAUCAAACCUUGUUAGACAUCAGUCAAUCCACACAGGAGAGAGACCCCACAAGUGGUUGGACUGUGGGGAAAUUUCACGCAGAGAUCACACCUCGUUAAACAUGAGAGAAUCUACACAGGAUCUAAACUUCUCGGACACAGAGACAGAAAGUAUUAAGGAAAUUGCAUAUAAUUGACCUAGAUUAAAUCUUUAGAGACAUGUUAGAAAAGUGUGUCCUCCUCAGAGAAACUAGAGCUUCAAGAGGUAACAGUGUAUUGUUAAAGACAUGGAAGAAGAUGUUAACUGUAGUAGUCUCUGUUUAGCUGUAUCUUGUUAGAGGUUAACAAUGGAAAUAAACCUUUCCUGUCUAGGGUUCUAUUCUGUGAAUUCAGAGAUCAAAAGGGAACAUUAACAUUUAGAUAAAACUUGGUUGUAAUAAUGUCAUUGUUUGUCUCCUGAAAGUUUGUGGUAAACUGUCUUGAACUGCUUUAUGGAGAAUCACCUCAUGCUAAUCCAUGUAAUUAUUUACUAGUGGUGUUUAGGAAAUAGAAGGUCACUUCAAAAGCCUGUUGUUCAGCCAAUAACUGUGUGCUGUCGAGACGCUGGAAAAAUGAUCCUUUCUUCCCUGAUCUGCCGAAGCGUUAUUCGGAGUGCGAGUGUGAGUCAGAAGACAGAGAUCUCCAGUCCCUUCUGGACCACCCUGACAUUGAAAUUGGACAUUGGACUAGAACUUAAUUAAAUGAUUCUGUAAAGGACUCUUUGCAAUGCUAAAGCAUCAUCUCAACGGUGAAACUGACCAAAGGACUGGCUGUAUCUCUGAAUGUAUAAUGAUCGUUUAAGCAGCACACUCUCUCUUUUCUUCUUUUAAUAAAUCUUAGUUGAGUUAAUAAGAA
Messenger RNA from Gopherus flavomarginatus (Mexican gopher tortoise), 3400 nucleotides. RefSeq names its product zinc finger protein 665-like. The record is from RefSeq and is a predicted model, not a curated record. The transcript is spliced from 4 exons. NCBI's taxonomy places the organism in Eukaryota, Metazoa, Chordata, Testudines, Testudinidae. Gene Ontology annotation, molecular function: DNA-binding transcription factor activity; RNA polymerase II cis-regulatory region sequence-specific DNA binding. Bases 736 to 2703 code for a protein of 655 amino acids. Gene Ontology annotation, biological process: regulation of cytokine production; regulation of immune system process; negative regulation of transcription by RNA polymerase II.